This is a messenger RNA of Nerophis lumbriciformis (worm pipefish), 657 nucleotides long. NCBI's taxonomy places the organism in Eukaryota, Metazoa, Chordata, Actinopteri, Syngnathiformes, Syngnathidae. The record is from RefSeq and is a predicted model, not a curated record.
AUGCAGAAAGAUUCCUUCUCCCAAAUGCUGCUUUUCCUUAUCAUCCUUCUGAGGAGCAGUCAGGCCCUAAACAAUGACGCCACCGAGCACACAGGUGGCCUCCUGGCCCACGCGGGCCCGCCCCGGGAGGACAUCAAGCCUGGAAACGUGUCCCUGAACCGGGCUAGAGCUGGAGGGAGAGCAAUGGGGAGGGACGUAAACGAGCGAAGCCAGAUGGGCUGCAGAGAGCUGAGGUCCACCAAGUACAUCUCAGAUGGACACUGCACCAGCGUCCACCCUAUUAAGGAGUUGGUGUGCGCCGGCGAGUGUCUCCCGGCUCAGAUGCUUCAAAAUUGGAUCGGCGACACCCACCGGUCUAGAAAGUUCUGGACUCGCCGCAGCACCGGUGCCAACGGUAGCCCGGACUGGCGCUGCGUCAACGACAAAACCCGCGCUCAGCGCAUCAGGCUGCAGUGCCAGGACGGCAGUGCCAGAACGUACAAAAUCACAGUGGUCACUUCAUGUAAGUGCAAGAGGUUCUCCAGGCAGCACAACGAGUCGGGACACAAGUUUGGGGUUGUGGUACCGCCGCAGACGCAGAUCCUACACAAGUCGAAGAGCAGGAAGUCGCUGGGAAAGAAACACAUGAGCCAGAACUGGCACCAGACUGCACCGUGA